Komagataella phaffii GS115 is the source of this 2295-nucleotide messenger RNA. Its product is annotated as Phosphotyrosine-specific protein phosphatase involved in the inactivation of mitogen-activated prote. Gene Ontology annotation, molecular function: protein tyrosine phosphatase activity. Gene Ontology annotation, biological process: protein dephosphorylation. Lineage: Eukaryota; Fungi; Ascomycota; Pichiomycetes; Pichiales; Pichiaceae. The transcript has a single exon. Bases 1 to 2295 code for a protein of 764 amino acids. The record is from RefSeq and is a predicted model, not a curated record.
AUGUGCUCUGCCAGCCUUGAAGGACAUCCAAAUCUAAGAUCAUCAAGUAUGGAGAAUGCGUACGAGGAAUCUCGGACCACAUCGACGCCGUCUCCUGCUUCGCCGCCUCUACUAUUGGCUCCCUUGAUUCCAACGUUGAAGGUCACCGAACCAGAGUCACCACAGCUAAAGCCAGCACUGACAGACAGCCCAAAAACAGCUAGCGAGACCAGCCUUAGCACGCAUCGAAGUAGCGCUUCGAUGCCCUUCUUAUCCUCGAUGACAAAGAACAAGCUGACUCAGACUUUCAAACUGGAAGAAGAUGCCGUUCAGCCAAUUAACGGGUACGAGGAGUUGGUUGAUCUUUUCGACGGGAAGGAAUCGGUGAUCGUGCUGGACGUUCGUCCCUACUCAUUUUAUCUGACAAGUCGACUGAAAGGUGCGUUGAACAUCUGUGUCCCAACGACUCUCUUGAAAAGGAAAACGUUUACCAUGCAAAGUGUCAUCUCUACAAUGUCUCAACAGCACAAGGAAGUCAUGCAGUCGAAACUGCUUGAUUGCUCGAUAUCAAGUCUGGACAUCAUAAUAUAUGACGAGUCUUCUAGCCUGGAUAGUUGCUCGUUCCAUCUUUAUGAGACGAUCAAGAAGUUUCUGCAAGAAAAUUCCAAAACUGCCACAGAUGAGUCUGCUAAACAUUUCAACUUGUUCAUCCUGCAGAACGGGUUUUCUGAAUUCCAGAAUCGCUACAAAUUGUUCGAUCCCCUGCACUUGAUCGAUACGACGCCAGUUCUUUUAUCACCUUCAAGCCCAUUAUCUCAAAACUCCCAACUCACAUCUCCCAGUGUUUCGCCUGAAACAGCAGCAACUACAACCGCAGCUGGUUUAGGGCGCAUAUCCACAAAACACACUUCUAUUCCCGCCCCUUUAUCUGGAUUCUCUUUACCUCCUAACCGUUUCUCCGGCAUCGUAGAUGAAUCUCUUCUGAAGAAACAAUCAGCUUCGAACCUGCAAAGUGAGAACGAAGAUGAUUUAGACCAAGGCGAAUUAGUAGUCCCAGAGCAUAUAAGGGACGUGCCGGUUUGGUUGCUACCUUUCACAGACAAAAUUAGGGGUUACAAAUUGGCCAAAAAGAGGUUUGUUAAAAUUGAGAAGAUUGAAAACAGACGUCUUAGAAACCUGAUUAGCAAUACCCUCAAUCAGAAAACUCAGCAUUUCCAGCAACAAAACGCCAUUUCACAUAACCACAAGCAUUUUACUAAUGGCUCGGACGACGAAUUGAACACUCCUGCUGGAUCAUGUAACAUUUGCGACAAGAUCGACUACUCUUUGCCUUCUGAAGGCCUAGAGAACGGGAUAAAGAAUCGGUACUCCAAUAUCUGGCCUUAUGAGCAUUCCAGAGUCAAGCUAUCCCAUUCGCAAUCCGUUUCGCAUUUGGAAAAGAGCAAUGAAUAUUUCAACGCUAGCUAUGUCACUGUUCCUCUCAUUUCUUCCAAGAGGUAUAUUGCCACGCAGGAACCGUUAGAGACGACCUUGCAAGACUUCUGGAGAUGUUGCUUGAACAAUAAAGUCCCUAUGAUUAUUUGUUUGACAUCUUCUGGUCUUGAAAAUGGCGUUCCAAAUAGCGUUCCAAAGUAUUACCACACCCAGCAUUUCAAAGACUCCAAUAUAUCGGUAACUUUACUGAAAGAGGAGAAAAAUGACGACUGUUCCUCUAUCGUCCGUACAAUUCAGGUCAGUAAGGAAGACAAGGUUCAUACAGUCACCCAGAUUGAGUUUCAGGACUGGCCUGAUUUCGGUAUCCCACCAUCAGCAUUGUCUAUCUUAAAACUGAUAGAUUUGAAGAACCGAUUACUGCAGGAUAAAAAUUUAAGUACUACUUCGGACAAAGAUUCAACCAUAAUGGUCCAUUGCUCAGCCGGGUGUGGAAGGACUGGAACAUUUAUAACGAUUGAUUUGCUUUUGGACUCAUUGAACCGAACGUUGGAAGAUGAUGCUGUUUUGGCUUCUCCUGGAUGUGGUUUGACAACACAUUCGCCGUUUUCACAAUUGAGCCAGAAGUUAUUCUACGAUAAGACAGCUGAACAAGCUGAUAUCGAGGAUAAAGCAGCAAGUGCCAAAGACCUUCAAAGAUUUCAUCACCACAAUUCCAUUUUGAACUUCUACAAGUCGGAUCUGGAUCUUGUUUACAAGACAGUGAACGAACUACGAAGACUCAGGGUAUCAAUGGUACAGAAUUUGAGUCAAUAUAUCAUAUGUUACGAGGCUGUACUGAAAUAUUUGGAACUCAAAGAAUCAGAUCAUCAACAUAACAAAUAG